Molecule: messenger RNA, 1287 nt
Organism: Colletotrichum godetiae
Lineage: Eukaryota; Fungi; Ascomycota; Sordariomycetes; Glomerellales; Glomerellaceae
Product: gentisate 1,2-dioxygenase
Exons: 3
Coding region: 236-1246 (336 amino acids)
Molecular function (GO): dioxygenase activity
Source: RefSeq, a predicted model, not a curated record
UGUAACCUUGCCAUCACGUUGACGGUACUGACGAAACGCGGUUGGCCUUCACACGGGAUGAGAGUUCGGCAAACACCCGUAAAUCAUAUGUUUUUGAUCAAGUCAUAAACACAUCUCUUCAACACUGAAUCGUCGCUAACCGAAAAUCAUCCAAGAAGAGUGAAAGCAAUCAACACCUUAGCACUUGACUCAAGCAACCCAACGUCGUAUUAUACUGAGAAUUCGAAAGCUAGCCAUGUCUUCAACCGUCACAGAGACUUCGCACCAAGCCAAGCCGGCUGAAGAUGGCACCGCGAAGAUGCUGCGCGAUGCUGAGGCUAACCACACAAAGCCUCUGUGGCUGCAAAUGACCAGACUAAACCCUCCUCUGCCCAACCCACGGUGCACACCCCAUCUUUGGAAGUAUUCGGAAAUUCAACCCACCCUUUUGCAAGCGGGUCAGCUUGUUACCGAAAAGCAAGCUGAGCGCAGGGUGUUAAUGCUCGUCAACCCCUCUAGAGAUGCCCCUUUCACAACUGACACUCUCUACGCUGGGCUGCAGCUGGUCAUGCCCAAUGAGACAGCGCCGGCGCAUCGACAUACGGCCUUUGCCAUGCGCUUCAUCAUUGAGGGCAAUGGCGGCUUCACUGCCGUUCACGGAAAGCGCAUCCAGAUGAACCGGGGAGACGUAAUCUUGACCCCCACUUGGAACUGGCAUGAUCAUGGAAAGGAUGGGUCCGGCCCGAUGAUCUGGCUUGAUGGCUUAGAUUUGCCCAACUUUACCCACUUCCCUGUUCAUUUCGUCGAGCAUUUUUCAUCUCCACGAUACCCAGCAGAUGAUGUUGAUACAUCCCAGUCGCCCAUUGUCUUCCCGUGGAGUAGGAUGAAAGCAGCGCUUGACGACGAGGAAGGGCACUAUGCUACACAAAGCUAUCUUCGUGCAGAUGGAUCUGAAGUGAGCAAGGUUUUAGGUGGCCGUGCAGCCCGCUUGGCCUCCGGUGCCAAGUCUCCUCUGAUUCAGGAGACCGCGUCAUCUGUUUACCAUGUCGUGGAGGGAUCAGGGCGUUCUCGUAUCGGUGAUACAGAUCUCAUCUGGAAGAAGGGGGAUACUUUCUGCAUUCCCUCCUGGUACUCUUAUCAGCAUUUUGCGGACGAGGGCCUAGAGACAGACGUGUAUCUGUACCGUUUUGAUGACAUGCCCAUGCUGAAAAGUCUGGGAUUUUACCGCUCAGCUGAUAUGGACGUGGAACGUCUUGUAUCGAACUAAGCGAUUGUAUUUACUCACCUGCAGACUGAAUGAAAUGAGAU